Messenger RNA from Dictyostelium purpureum, 5037 nucleotides. RefSeq lists its product as uncharacterized. NCBI's taxonomy places the organism in Eukaryota, Evosea, Eumycetozoa, Dictyosteliales, Dictyosteliaceae. Gene Ontology annotation, cellular component: COG complex; Golgi apparatus. The transcript has 4 exons. Bases 1 to 5037 code for a protein of 1678 amino acids. Gene Ontology annotation, biological process: intra-Golgi vesicle-mediated transport. The record is from RefSeq and is a predicted model, not a curated record.
AUGAAUAAUAAUUUUAAACCAUCUUCACCAUCUGAUUUUAAUAAUAGUCAACAGCAACAACCACAAAAUAUAAAUCCUACAUUAAAUGCAAUAUUAUCACCAAUUAAAUAUAGUAAUUUAAAUAAUAAUAAUAAUAAUGGUUUAAAUAACUCCAACAAUAGUUUAUUAACAACAUCAAAAUCAUUUAAUUCACUGACAUCAUUAGAGUCAUUAAAUAAUAGUAGUAAUGCCGUUUCUAAUGUCAAUAAUAAUAUAAAUAGCAAUACUAAUAAUAAUGAAAUAAUUAAAAAUCAAAAUUUAAUAUCAUUAAUACCAAAUUAUCAAAUUAAAAAAUAUGAAUUGCAAGUUAAAGAUUUAUUCGAAAAGAAUUCACCAGAUAGUAUGAAAUCUAUCGAAUAUAAAAAGAGAUCAGAAAUUGAAGAUAUGAAGUCUCAAUUAAGAAAUUUAAUAGGUAAUAAAUAUCGUGAUUUGGUCGAGGGUUCAGAUGCUAUUGUUAAGAUGAAAAAAUCAACAGAGUUAAUAUCAGAUAAUUUAAUUCAAAUGCAAUUAGAAUUAAAACAAUUUUCAGAUAAAAGAAAUCAAAGAAAAGGAAUAUCACAAGAUAACUCAAAACAAAUUAAAGAAAAAGAAAUUCAGAAAAAAAUAUCAAUAUUUUCAAAAUACUGUAAAUUUUUAAUUGAUAUACCAGAGGUUAUCUGGAGAUCAUUGGAUAGUAAUGAUUAUUUUGAAGUAUCGGUACAUUUUUUAAAAUCAAAAUAUUUAUAUUAUAAAAUUACAAAUGAAACCAAUGUAGAAAUUAAAAAACUAUUAUCAAAGUUAGUUAUUAUAGAAAAGCAAUGGUUAUUAAUGAAACAAUUUCCAAUUAAGAUUACAAGUUAUUCAAAAUCAUUUUUAUUUGAAUCAAGUAGACAGUUUCAAACACCCAUCGAAAAAUAUAUUGGUUCUUUAUCAACAUUGGUUUUAUUUGACAAGAAAUCAAUUAAAGAUACAUUUAAAGAGUUUUUAUUAUCAAGAAAGAUAAUAUUAUUAAAUUAUAUAUUAAAUAAUAGCCAAAUUCAAAAUCAAUCCAUUCAAAAUAUUAUUGAAAAGAUGAUUCAAUUUUUAAAGAAUACAGUUUAUUAUAUAUUAUUGUUAUUUUAUCCAAGAAAAGAGUUGGUUAGUAACCUCGGCAGCGAUAUCAACGAAGAGGUUGAAGAAGAUGAAAAUGACCUUGUAUCAAAUCAAUAUCAAUCAAAACUUUCAAAAUUCAAAUCAAAUUUAAAUAAAUAUAAAAAAUCAGACAAUACAGAUAAUACUUUUGAAGAAUUAAAUAAAGAAAAGGAGUUUAUAUCAUUUACAGAUAACGAAUUAAAUCAAUUACCAAAGUUAAAUUUUACAUCAUCAAUUUUAGAAGCAACAUUUACAUGGAGAUCACCAUAUUUAAAAGAUUGUUUAAAAUAUUAUAAGCAAGUUUCAAAUGGCACAAAUGAACAAUUAAAUGAAAAUAAUAAUAGCAAUAAUAAUAGUAAUAAUAAUAAUGGUUUAUCAGAAGAAAUUGAUCAUGGUCUAAUCGAAUUUGAAAAUUUUAAUUCAAAUUUCAUAUUAAAUCGUACUUCAGAAUGGCUGGAAGAAAUUUUAACAGAUUUUAAAAAUUCAUCUCAAAUUCAUCUUUGUAAAAUCAAUAAUUUAAAAGACUUAUCAAUAAUAAGAUUAGAAAUAUUUAAUAUAAUUUUAAAGUUUUUAAAUCCAAUUCAACAAUUACAAAAUAAUAGUAAUAAUCAAUCACUUAAUUGGAAUAAAGUUUUCUCAAUAAUUACCGGUAAAGAUAUAAAAUAUUUUUUAAAUAUUUUCAACGAAAUCUUUUUAAUCAAGAUCGAAUCAAUUAUCGAAAAUUCUUUCAAAACCAUCAAUUUAUCAAACAUUCAAAUCGAAUUAUUUAAUCAAAUUAAAUCUGAAGAUAAGAACUUUUCCGAAUUCCUUUGGUUUAAUAAUCAAGAUGAUCCAAUUCAAUCAAUUAAAAAUAAGACUAAUGGUAUAACACCAUCAAAUAAUUUAUUCUUAAUCAAAACAAAUCAACAAUAUAAUCAAUUAAAAAUAGAUUUAAUAAGUUUGUUUAAUAAUAAUAGUAAUGAUAGUAAUAAUAAUAAUAAUUUAAAUAAUAAUAAUUUAAAUAGUUUAAAUAAUAAUGAAGAAAAGCAAAUAAUAUCAAAUUAUUUUGGAAUUAAUGAAAAUUUAAUUAAAGAUUAUAUGAAAAAGUAUUUUUUAAUUUCAAUUAAUCAAUUUACACAAAAAACUGAAGAAAAAAUAAAUAACUUGUUAAAUCAAUUAAAUAAUAUUAAACAACAAUCACAGCAACAACAAUCACAACAACAACAAAAUAAAAUUAUUGAAGAAAUUUUAUUUAUUUCAAAAAUAUUAAAAAUAUUUUAUAAAAAUAUAAUUUUAAAUCCAAAUUUAUAUUUUUUAAAUUUAAAUAAUAUUUUUGAAUCAACUUCAAAUGGUUCUUUAAUUUCACCAAAACAACAACAAAAACAAGAUAAUAAAGAAAAACAAUCAAGUCUUCAAAUUCAAAAUUUAGAUUUAUUAGAUAUCGAAAAAUUAAAGCAAUUGUUUUAUUAUUGCUGUAUAAUCUGGAUCAAUCAAUUCGUUUCAAAGUAUUCCGAUAAUUUAAAUUUAGAAAUUGUAAAUCAAAACUGGGACGAUUCGAAUAGAAUUAAAACUUGGGAAAAGCACACUAUUCAAGCUGAAAAUGAAUCUGGUUCGUUAGAUCAAUCAACAAUCUAUAUUCCAUAUCAAGUUUCACCUUUUAUUUCAUUAUAUUUAAUUUCAAUAUCUUUGGAAAUCAGCAAAUUCAGUUUAAAUACAAUAGAUAAAAAUAUUUUAAAAUAUACCUUAGAAACAAUAGUUUCUAAUUUAUUUAAAAUUUAUAAUGGUUUAUUAAAUUCAACUUCAACUACUACUCAACACAAAUUCAAUAAAGAAGGCUAUAUUCAAUUAUUAAUAGAUUUGAAAUAUUUAGGUUUAGUUUUAUUUGGUAGAGAUUUUAUAAUUUCAAAAAAACAACAACAGCAACAGCAACAAUCAAAUUUAUUAAAUCAAUUUUUAAUAAAGGAACAAAAUUUCAAAAAAUCAAAAAAUCUUUAUCAACAAUCACAAGAUAUUCAACAACAACAACAGCAACAACAAAAUAAUCCAUUAUCUUUAUUUAAUCAAAUUAUUGAAUUGGUAGAAAGUAAAUUAGAUCCAAUUGAUUUAAUGUUUUAUAAUCCAUAUAUAAACAAGUUUUUAGAGUCAGUUUAUUCAAAAACCUUUACAUUGUUUGGAAAUUUCAUUUAUUUACAUAAAACAAUUCCAAAACCAAUCGAAAAGAAAAAAGUAGAGUUAAUAUCUUCACCAACCUCAGUUUCUUCUUCAGAAUCAUCAUCAGAUAUUCCAAAUUCAAUGCAAUUAUUAAAAACAAAUACAAAGUUUCAAUUGUUUUCAAGUGACACUAUACAAUCAAUUACAGACUCUAUAACAAAUUCUACAAAUCAAUCAUCAAAUAUUAAUAAUAGCAAUUUAUUAUCACCACCAAUUCCAAUAAAACAAAAUCAACAACAACAAAAUCAACAACAAAAUCAACAACAACAACAACAACAGCAACAACAGCAACAACAGCAACAACAAAAUUCAUUCCUUUCUUCAUCUCCAUCAUCAACAAUUAAUACAUUCUCUUUUAUGGAGGUUGCUCCAUAUUUAACAAUUUCUUCCAAUACUUUUAAUGAAAUAUUAGAACUUUCUUUGUUAUCAAAAAAAUCAUUAAAUUUAUUUCAAAAUUUAAUUCUUCAAAAUAAAUCAAAUUUAAUAAUAAAUUAUAAAUCAUUUUUACAAUAUAUAAAUAAUAAUAAUAAUUAUGAAAAUAAAAUAAUUCAAUAUAAAACUAUUGAGGCAAUUAAAAUUUAUAAUUUAAAAGAAUCCACAUCAAUUGCAAAUGAAAAUUUAAAAGUGUGCAGUAAUUUGAAAAAUGUAGAAAUUAUUGAUUAUUAUACUUCAAGGGGUGGUGUUGGAGAAGGAUUAUAUUCAAAGAAAAAAAAUAAUAAAGAAGAGAAAGAAGAAGAAGAGGAGGAAGAAGAGGAAGAAGAAAAAGAAGAGGAACCUAUAAAUUAUAUAGAUCCGGCAAAAAGUUUUAAUCCAAGUUUUGAUAGUUUUUUUAAAUUCAAUAAAUUAAGAAUUGAAAUGGGUGAAACUUGUAAUCCAAUAUCAAAUAAAAAGGAAUAUAAAGAAACUAAAGAGUUUGAUUCAGAAAUCGCAGAAACUUAUCAAUAUUCCUUUGACUUUAUUUCAAAAUACAAUCCAAAAAAACUAUUUUUAAAAUCAAUUUCAUAUGGUUUUCAAAGUAUUACCAAGGUAGAAAAUAUUUUAAAGUGUGCAUCAAUCAAAUCUAUAAAAUUUGAUCAAGGAUAUUCAAUUGAUAAUUUUGAAUUUUUACAACUUGCAUUGCUAAAUUCAUAUAUAACCUCUUUAAGUGUAAGCUUAGAAUUAAAUUCAGAAUAUGAUUUUGAUACAGUUUUCAAAGGUUUAACAGAUUUCAACAACUCAAAUAUUCAAAAGUUACUUAUUUUCUACCCUUAUGACGAUUAUAAUGAAUUUAAUAAUCAAGAAAAACAAUUAAACCAAUUCUUAAAGAUAAUAGAAGGCCAUCCAUACCUAAAUACCCUAUGUCUUGAUAUUUUUCCGGUCCUAGAUUCCAAAUUAUACCAACCAUUAAUAUUAAUGAACAAAAUUAAGACACUUCAUAUCAAUAUUGUUAAUCAUUAUAAAGAAGAAAUUUUUAACCAUGCCCUUAUCAAUCCAAAUCUUUUAAAAAUAGUUAUUCAUUUUAAAUAUCAAUUUAAAGAUCAAUUGUUAGAUUUUAUUAAAAAUCUAAAAGGUAAUAAUAAUUUAAAAUUAUUAGUUAUAAAAUGUUACAAGGUUAAAGAAAGUCCAUAUAAUAUUUCAGAGCUAAUUAAAAAUUUAGAAAUUAAUCAUAUAACAAUUAAUAUUAAAGAAAAUAUUGAGUAUUUUCAAAUAAAAGAAUAA